AUGAAGUUGAAUUCCCUACCGUCGGUUGGCGGCCUCCAGCUCUACCAGGAGUUCUGGGGCCGACCGGGGUCGAAACCUUGGGCUUUGGCCACCACCACCACUCUGAGCUUGUUUCUAGGAUUCGGUGCACUGUUUCUUGCGAGGUCUUACCUUUCAACAGGUCGGAAUCCCGAAGAAGAGGCUUCCUCUCCGGAAAGCGACCAUCCUGUGCUCAAAACCCACUCGACUACACGGCCUUAUAAGACAAAGUAUGCAGAAUAUUCCUCAAUACGGACGUUUUACCAUCCUCACGCUCAUGCGGAAAAAUCUCAAGCCAUCGCAGACCUCCCUUUGCUGGUAUUUAUCCACGGGUUGGGCGGCUCGUUGCCUCAAUUUGCGCCACUGCUGGGUAGUCUCGUCAAUAUCGCCCCGUGCUUUGGACUUGAUCUACCGGGCCAUGGCAUGUCGGCUUUCUCGCCCCAGAAUUACGAUGCCUACGAGAUCGCAGCAUUUUGUGAGCUAUGGCAGACGGCGAUCCGGGAAGUCUGCGAGGAGCACGGACACAAGAGGGUCCUGUUCAUCGGUCACAGCAUGGGCUGCUCGAUCGCUGCUCUGUUGGCCACAAAUCCCUCUUUCCCCCUUGAAGUGGUAGGUUUCGUCGGCAUCUGUCCUAAAGCAACACCUCCGUCGCCAUCAGAAGCUGCUUCGGCGAGGCGAUUCCUCUCGUUGCCGGAUCCAGUGCUCAACGUCUUGCGGAUGUUGGACAGAAGGGGUGGAGUCAACUCCAAAAGCGUCGAGAGAAUGGCCGGCAAGGCUGCAGGUGUAGACCUCCGACGUCUGCAAUUAGCAUUCAACAAGAGCUUUAAGACGCCCGUGUGGAAGCGCUCAGCGCUGGGUUGCCUACCACUCUACGACUCCACUGGGAAAGCAAUGGCCGGCCUACCUGGCAGGGAGGUCUGGGCCAGAAUUCGGGUGCCUCUAUUCCUCAUAGCAGGAGAAGCAGACACAGUCACCAAGCCCGCCGAAGUCGCAACGAUUGUCUCGUUCCUCCAGGAACCAGCAGGCCACAAUACGAAAGACGCCACCACAGUGGAACAACCACUCAACACUGCCGACUCCAUACCCGAUGAUACGCCAACCCCCAGCAAACCCAGCCAAGAGAGUUCCAAUGACUCUACAGCGGACGAACGCAAAUUCGGCACCCUCCCUUCCACAACAGAAACAUCCAGCCACAACUCCAAGGUGGUAAAGACCGCCAUUCUGCCCUCUCCUGCCGCCCACGCCCUGAUGUAUGAUCACUCGACCUAUCGCACUGUCGCCGGCCUGAUCGAGGACUUCCUCGCCCGCUACGUCUCCCCCCAACUAUCCCUCGGCUGGCAGCUCCAACAACUCACCACCUCUGGCAAAUGGGACGUGAAGAAUCUGGAGAAAUGGAAAAAGGUCCUCCCGGUCUCCGGUCCCAUCGGCCAUCCUCCCGAGCAAGGCAUAUUCCGCGCGUUGAAGACGUUGAGAGAGCAAGACGAAAUCCACACGCCGAGCGUGUUUCUGAAAGAGUGGCGAGACAAGAUCUUCGCCGUGAUCGACAUCUCGCACGACUCGCCCGUCUACGACACCGCCUCGCUCGAGAAGGGGGGAAUCCAGUACCACAAAUUCCCGACCGUGUCCAAAGUGCCGCCCACGAUUGUCGAAGUCGCGGAUUUCAUCGCCCUCGUCGACCGUCUCCGCCUGGAACAACAUUCUCCUGGCUCGACUGGCGAGGGCAAGAACAUCGGCGUCCACUGCCACUAUGGCUAUAAUCGCACCGGAUUCUUCAUCUGCUGCUAUUUGAUCGAGCGGUGCGGAUAUCGCGCACAGGACGCGCUGGAUGAGUUCGCGGCACAGAAGCCGCCGGGCAUCAAGCACGAGCAUUUCAUCGAUACGCUGUUCAUGCGGUAUCACGUGGGGCUAAAGAAGGCGCGUACGCUGGUUGGUGCAGCAAUGGACGACAAGAACCGGAGUAUGGCGGGCACGGGGGUCGAGAGCGUGGCGUCUACGGAUUCAUAA
Molecule: messenger RNA, 2022 nt
Organism: Cladophialophora carrionii CBS 160.54
Lineage: Eukaryota; Fungi; Ascomycota; Eurotiomycetes; Chaetothyriales; Herpotrichiellaceae
Exons: 1
Coding region: 1-2022 (673 amino acids)
Biological process (GO): 7-methylguanosine mRNA capping; protein dephosphorylation
Molecular function (GO): mRNA guanylyltransferase activity; protein tyrosine/serine/threonine phosphatase activity
Source: RefSeq, a predicted model, not a curated record